AUGGCCACGUCGCCGCCAACAUCGUUCUCUACUAUCAACGACAAGAUCAUGCAAAUCUCCUCCUGGCUCGAAGAACUACCCCCGACGCCCCCGGCAGACGAAGAACGCGGGCUGCUGAAGCGCAAGCGUGCCACUCCAGAGCCCACAAGCGUACACCAGUUCACUACCAUGUCCGCACAUCGUAGUGUCAGCCCUAGCAAGCGCCAGCGGCGGGACUCGGACGACUUGCGACCGGAGCAGAGCGUAUCGGCUGUUGGGUCAAAUGCGCGCCCGCUCAUCUUGGGCAGUUCAACCACUUUUAGCCCGCCCGGCAGUCGUGUAGGCGCCUCAACGCCACGACGCAGCAAUAGCCCAUCGCGCGAGACAAUUGCUGCUUUGAGAGUAGCGUCGCCUCCGAUAACAACGGAACCGCUGGAUGGGGUGGAGUCGGAACCUCCUGCGCGGGUCAUGGCCGUAGUAGCGCGACUCGAGAACGGACUGGAUCAGGGCUGGAUACCGGGGCCGCUUGAAGUGCAAGCACUCAGGGCCGACACAGAUAUCGGUUUCCGAAGAUUCAAGCCUGUCGCAUUCAGCGACACUGCCACCCACAAUCUCUCUGACCCUGACCUUGACCCCACUGCCCGUGCCGAGUUGGAAUACACCUUGAGGAAAGUGAAAAAGAUAUUCAAGAAAGCAUUGCAUUGCCAAACAAGAGGCCGAGACGAAAACGCAUGGUGCGACGAUGUAGUUAGGCCGAUGUCUCAGAACAUUGAUGUCGAGUUCCUCUCGCGCGCCGCCGAUGCAUCGGGCAAGCAGCGCAUCCUUGACCGAAAGGCUGAUUAUACCCUCUCCUACUCGCACGACACGUCACCUUUCGAAGCUCUGUAUGCACGCCUUCUCCAGCACGGAAACCAGUGCAUUAGCCAUACGACCGACGCCUUUACCAAAACCACAGCCGUCUUCUCUGGGGUGGAGGUCAAGCCCUCCGACGGUGACAAGCUCGAGGCCGAAUAUCAGCUUAGCAUAUGGAUGGCGGCGAAUCUGCGCAAGAAAGCGAAACUAGGACGACGUGCGGGGCUACCCGACACGACCUGCCUUGUGGAGCCAGGCUUCACUGUUGUGGGACACGAGCUGUAUUUCUAUAUCGCGUACAUGGAUUCUGGACAAGGCGAAGCGGUGCGUAUUCUAGAGUUUGGCAAUGCCGCGACUAGUAGCAUGUCGGGCGUUUUCAAACAGCUAAGGAUGUGGCGGAACGUCAUAGAAUACGGCCUUGACGAGGGCCUGGAUGGUUUCUGGGGCGGAUUCCUGAAGCCAGUGUUGGAAAGAUUAGCAGCUGGAGACGAAUAG
Alternaria atra is the source of this 1326-nucleotide messenger RNA. RefSeq lists its product as uncharacterized. The coding region runs from base 1 to 1326 and encodes 441 amino acids. The transcript has 3 exons. Lineage: Eukaryota; Fungi; Ascomycota; Dothideomycetes; Pleosporales; Pleosporaceae. The record is from RefSeq and is a predicted model, not a curated record.